Linepithema humile (Argentine ant) is the source of this 4637-nucleotide messenger RNA. RefSeq lists its product as uncharacterized. Gene Ontology annotation, biological process: protein deubiquitination. Gene Ontology annotation, molecular function: cysteine-type deubiquitinase activity. The record is from RefSeq and is a predicted model, not a curated record. NCBI's taxonomy places the organism in Eukaryota, Metazoa, Arthropoda, Insecta, Hymenoptera, Formicidae.
CGUGAUUUUUUCGCGUGUUCCGGACCACUUCGAAGCGGCGUCGACGUCAGCGACGGCGUUGUCGGCGUCGAGUAUGCGAUAAUGCGGCGUCACGAUGCGCCCGCGCUUUGCGAUAAGUUUAGUCCGCUCUACCGCCCAUCCGUACUUUCGAGAACUCGUUCUCUUCCAUAUUGAACGAAUUUGUCUGUUUCGCGCGCGAAUCUUAUCCAUUUGUUGUGAAAAAAUUCCGGCAUACUGAUAAUAAUCGUCCGUUGUGUAUGGGAUGGAGAUGUGUUGCACGCGGGACGAUAUGUAUUGUACGAUCGCGUGGAAUCGGGGCGUAUCAGGUUAGGACGAUACAAAGUCGUGUGAUCGAAGUGUAUGUUUGCGAAAUUUUUGUUGUCUUUUUUUAUUUUCUUAUGCGAGAAGCAGUUGAUCGUGUUACAUUCUGUGAUCGCAAGCUGCAAUAAAAUAAUGUAAUUCCAUCCAGAUUGCAAUAUCGAUUGUACGCUGUGUCUUGUUAUCUGAAUGGACAAUAAGGUGGAUGUUUCGGAAAUUGAAAAUAUUUCAAUGAUUGGAACAUCUGAAAUUUUUCAUCUGCCUGACGUCCCAGAGAUAUCGGAGGUAUUAGAAUCAACUGGCCUUAGCCCCUUAACUUCGUCCUUGGAUCAGGCUCUUACGCUGCAAGAAGAUAAAGCUCUUUCGUCUGAAGUUAACAUGGGCAUUGAGGAUACAUGGACUGAAGCAAAUAGUUCAACGUCAGACUAUGCAAUUCCUCUUCCUCCGCCACCUGGAUUAAAUGAUUUCUCGGAUGUUGGCGCCGAUCCAAUUAGUGAUUCUGGGACGGGCAUAGAGCAUGGUCCGUUUCUACCACCUGGCACACCAGCGCUUAACAAUUUGUUCGCAGAAGCUGGAGACUCCCAUGAUGAUUCGCCAAUGGAGAUGGUUGUCCUGCCUGCAGGUGUAUGUGGUCUUCGUAAUUUGGGUAAUACCUGUUUUAUGGCAGCAGGGUUGCAAUGUUUGACAGCUACUCCACCUGUUCUACGGCAUUUCUUGGAUUUACAGCAGAGAGGAGAAAAACUGCCUCCACCUGGGUCGCUAAUGGCACACUUUAGUGUACUUCUUGGGAAAAUGUGGUCUGGGAGAUAUAGUGUUCUCAGACCAACAGAAUUUAAACAGACUUUAGGAGCUUACCAUUCACAAUUUAAGGAUUAUAGGCAGCACGACUGUCAAGAAUUUCUGGCGCUUCUAUUGGAUUCUCUUCAUGAGCAAAUGAAUACAGCAAAGUGUGCCAAGAAUUGUCAAGUUCCGCUAUCCACAACCACUGCCAAUUUUAACUCUAUCGAAAACUCAAAUGAAAAGACCCUUUCCUCUGUCACUGCCAUGGCUAAUUCCAAUUGUAAUCCGGAUCUUUUGGAAAUGUACGAGUGCUUAUCUCCGGAAUGUCCAAAUAGUCCCAAUGUAACUAUGGCUGGUUCACCAAGAGACUUCGAUUCAUCGAUUGGUGAACUCGAUAGUAUCACGAAUUCACCGAGAGAUUCGCCAUUAAACGGCGAGGAUGACGAGGAAACGCUAGAUUCAGAUGAAACCAUCGAGGCGAGGUCGAAUACUUUCAUUCACAACAAAGUGAAUGAGGAAGGCAUGAAUGACGUCACUCAAACGCGAUCUUUGAGAUUGGACACCUUGAUUGAACUGUCGAAAAGCGUGCCGCAGUAUGGUGGUCUAUACGAUAUUCACAAAGAGGCUAAGACCAGUAAUGCCAAUUUCCUAGUAACGCAACAAGAGUGUAAUAACGAGAUUCAUUACGACUCGCAGAAGUUUCCGAAGGAUAAUGUUCGCAGGACGCCGUUAGACAAUUCGAACCUAAUGGAGAAUCAUGACUUUGACAAUAAGAGCGUCAGUAUCAAGCGUAUAAAGGAGGUGAAUGUCCAGAAGGUCAACGGCAGUCUUGAUCACGCGUCGAGCGGCUCCGACAUCGAGUACGACAGCGGUCUGGAAAAGUGUAACGUAAAACGCAUGCGAUUGGACGAUCAGGAGAAGAAUCACAAACACGACGGUCUUAGCAGCGAGAAUACCCAGUGCUCGCGGAUUUCACAGAAUUAUGGAAAUGGCGCUAUUGCCGCGCAGGACGAGAUUGAGGCGGAUAAACACUGGGUGAAGCACUUGCGAUCCAACAGGAGUAUCAUUAUUGACACUUUUCAGGGCCAGUUUAAAAGCACGGUCGUAUGUUCGGUUUGUAAUCACGUUUCUGUUACCUACGAACCUUUUAUGUAUCUAUCUGUACCAUUACCUCACGCCAUGGAGAGGCAGUUGAAUGUCACGUAUAUUCCUGCAAAUGGUGACCAGCCUAUAAGAUGCGUCGUUUCCUUGAACAAACAGUCGCGAAUUGGGAAACUGAAAGAGGAAUUGUUAAAGACGCUCGGCAAGGAGAAUGUUUCAGUGACUAAUAUCGCACUCGCGGAGGUUUUAGAAAACCAUAUAGCGAAGAUUCUGGACGACAAUACACUCUUGAGACACGUCAAUGAUACGAAUCGAUCGAUAUACGCCUUUGAACUCACGGAACCUCCCGAUGCAUACACUUCAGUGUCUGAUGGCGGUGGAGAUCGCCCGGCGGAAACGGACUCUUGCCAGAGAUGUACGAUCACGGGUGAGGAAGUGCCGUGUAUGAUCUGUCUUGAGGAGCUAGACGGCGAUUUGAAGCGACACAGCGGGAAUAGCUGUAAUUUUAUCAUGUGCGAUCCGUGCAUCGAGAAUUACUUCAAGAAUCAAACGGAAGAACCUCAAACGUGUCCAAUGUGUGCCACGUACAUGACAGCGUCGUCAUUCACGAAAAUAGAUCAAACCGGCCGACCGAGACCCACUGUGCGUAUCUUGAAUGUACCUUUGGUGCUGAGGCACGAUACGACGAACGAGACGACGAAUAACCGGAAAGGCACAAAGCUCUUCGGUUUUCCGCACUUGAUACGACUCCCGUCGAGAGUGAACGCACGGGAUUUGUAUGAUAUUGUUAAGAGAAACGUGCCGCACGAAGGACACUACACGAUUCAUUUCGUUGAUGGACAGGGUCAUCAUUGUUCGCGAUGUAUGUAUACUGCACAUUGUACGGGAUGCAGUGUGCCGGAGACGGGAAUGGUCGCGCUACAAAACGGUGACACGCUUGCGGUUCGUUAUACCGAGUAUGUUCCUAAGGUUUUGCAUCCCAUCGAUCACGUCAGUGUCAGUAAACAACGGCCGCAUCAUCCAUUAUCUCUUUAUGAUUGCCUUCAAGCGUUUAGUCAGAGUGAAACUUUAGAUGAACACAAUCCUUGGUUUUGUCCAAAAUGUGGAUGUAAUCAGUGUGCCACGAAAACGCUCACGGUACACCGAUAUCCUAAGUUCCUUAUUGUAUAUCUUAAACGAUUUGUAUUUUACGAGUGCGCGAGUAUGAAAUUAGAUGACAAAGUUACAUUCCCUUUGGUGGGUUUAAGUGUAGGACGCCACCUUUAUGAUCUCUAUGCCUGCGUGUGUCACUUCGGAGGUGUGUCUGCGGGUCAUUACACGGCAUAUGCGAAGAAUCCUCGCACAGAUGUCUGGUAUUAUUACAACGACGAGAUAACGAGCAGACAAAAGCCGCAGGAUGAGGACUUUAGCAAUGCGUAUAUAUUGUUUUAUAGUCGACAAGGGACCAACUUGAAACCGUGCAAUAUAUAACAAGUGGUGUAUGUAACUAGAUAGCCGGUAGAAUACAUCGAUCAGACGGAGAAGGGACAAUUGGGGGUAGUGACGAGAGGACGGAGUGUGGCGCACGGGAAAAAUGACGUUUGCGUUCUUCCAUGUUUCCACUACGAAGAAUUAUUCGGGUACUUUAUACUUUCGCAAUUUUUCCCUUCGUGUGUCCAUUUUGUUGCGCUUCUGUCUGUGGGCAUUUACCUCCCCUUCUGCCUCUGCUAGAGUUAUCUUUAAAAGUGCAAUGAAAUUAUGGACGCAGUAUGAAUAGACGGAGAAUUGCCCACCUCUACCCAACAGAAAAGCGCGACGCCAGCGAAUAAUCGGUUAUAAAACGAAUUGUACAUGUGUGAAGAGAAUACACUUCCUCUUCCGUUUCACUUCCAUUAUUUGCUGGCGUCAACUUAGCAACGGCACGCUCCGUUUAUUCAUACUAUGUCUGUGAAUGAGAUAAAUAUGUGUACUUGAUGUACACAUCGAUCUUGCGCUUGAUUAUGUGAAAUAUCGAUAGCUGUUGCCUGUGCGUUUUUUUUUCUUCGUGAUGGUUAUGUGAUUUUUCGAUGAAUACUAUCGUGAUGGAUACUCUUUCGGUAGCGGUUUGCGCUAACCAACUUAGGCCUGAUCUAUUUCAGAAAGAACUGAAUGUAUUUGUACUGCGUAUAUUGCAAACGUAUGUCGAAUUUGUACAGUAGAUGGUUAAAUGUAGAGCUCAAGAAUUCUACUAAACACAUAAUUUAUUAGUGAAUAAAGGUGAACGUCACAUACUUGAAACCGAACUUAAAUUACUCAUCAAACAGCGAAAUGUUAUGUUCCACCGUGCUCCUUUCUUUAUCGGAGCAGAUGGAUUUUGCUUAUCAACAAUAAAGUGUUGCGCUUAUCCGAUAUUCCACCAUCCAAACGAAAAAAAAGAUUGUAAAGCGAAGCAGAAUAUACACAUUUUAUGAAAUACACAA